Messenger RNA from Suillus discolor, 335 nucleotides. RefSeq lists its product as uncharacterized. NCBI's taxonomy places the organism in Eukaryota, Fungi, Basidiomycota, Agaricomycetes, Boletales, Suillaceae. The record is from RefSeq and is a predicted model, not a curated record. The coding region runs from base 1 to 231 and encodes 76 amino acids. The transcript is spliced from 2 exons.
AUGCUCACAGAUAGUGCUGCCGCGGUCCGGUCCAGAACCACGGUUCGAACCGGGCUUUUGGUCCGGUUCUCUGUGGUUUGGUCCAUGGUUCCCUCACCAGCCAGAACCGGACCGGAAAGCGGUUCUGGGUUCUGGACCUUCACUAGUGGUCCGGUUCUGGUUCGACUUUCCCGAACCUUCCCGAACCGUUCCUUGACCUUCGAAUUCCCUCGACUUCGACACCAACCAUGAAUAUCUACUUGUUCUAGUCUAUAUGCUUCCUGGAUAGUCAUGAUCCUCCACCGGUUCUCAACUCUAACAGAUCUCCUUGGAUAUUGUCGCUCUGUGGUGUUAGG